Medicago truncatula (barrel medic) is the source of this 1282-nucleotide messenger RNA. RefSeq names its product plasmodesmata-located protein 1. Gene Ontology annotation, cellular component: plasmodesma. The transcript is spliced from 2 exons. The record is from RefSeq and is a predicted model, not a curated record. The coding region runs from base 156 to 1016 and encodes 286 amino acids. Lineage: Eukaryota; Viridiplantae; Streptophyta; Magnoliopsida; Fabales; Fabaceae. Gene Ontology annotation, biological process: plasmodesmata-mediated intercellular transport; transport of virus in multicellular host.
AAAACAAACUCUUUAAAAACAAACUUGAGUUUUUGUUUUUUUCUUUCUUCUUCUUCUUCUUCUUCUUCAAUAGGAUACAUACAGCCUACAAAUUACUCAUCAAAGUAAGUGAAAACCUAACAAAAAAAAACGUCACUUUCUUUCCAAUCUCACAAAUGGGUAUCCUUAGAACAAAACAAACACUUUCAUUUCUCAUUCUGCUCAAUUUUUCAUCACUUGUUUUCACCACCGAUAACACCAACGUUGUCUACAAAGGUUGUUCAGAGCAAAAACUAGGACAACAAUCUUCAGUGAAUCUUCAAACGUUGUUAUCUUCUCUUGUUGCAGCAUCAGGACAGAAAACUUUCGCGGCCACAACCACCGGUGACGGCCAGAACGCAGUCACCGGAGUUUACCAAUGCAGAGGUGACCUUUCAGCUUCUGAUUGUUAUCUUUGUAUCAGCAAGAUUCCAAGCAAGAUAAGCAAGCUUUGUGGUGAUGUCGCAGCAGCCAGGAUUCAGCUCAAUGGUUGUUAUUUAAGGUACGAGGUUGUUGGGUUUAGACAAGUUCCGCAGACACAAUUGUUGUACAAGGUUUGUGGCUCGAAGAAGGUGAAUGAUGGUGUUGGGUUUGAAGCUAAGAGGGAUUCAGCGUUUGGAAUGGUGGAGAAUGGUGUGAAGAGUGGGAAUUUGUUCUAUACGGGUAGUUAUUCAUCUUUGUAUGUUUUGGGACAGUGUGAGAGUAGUUUGGGAAAUGAUGAUUGUGGUAAUUGUGUUAAGAGUGCUGAAGAACAAGCUAAAUUGGAGUGUGGUGAUUCAAUUUCUGCUCAGAUUUAUCUUUUUAGUUGCUUUAUCAGUUAUAGCUUUUAUCCUAAUGGAGUUUCCACCACUUCUUCCUCUUCAGGAUCAGGAGGGAAUCCACACACAGAGAGGACAGUUGCUCUUGCUGUGGGAGGAGUUGCAGCUUUUGGAUUCUUGAUUGUUUGUUUGAUGUUUCUGAAAUCAGUACUCAAGAAAAGAAAUCAUGGGAAGUAUUGAGGUUGAAUUGGGUUGUAUAUACCUCAUGAAUGAUUCAUAAAUCUAAUAUUAGAAUCUUAUUAGGUGAAAAAAUAUACCUUGAGACCUUUGUAUAGUUAUGAUCAAAGGAAUUAAAAAGGGAAUUCUUAUGAUGAGUACUGAAUGUAUGAAUGAAGAGAAAAGUUCAAGACUUUAAAGUGUGUGUGUGCGAUACAUCUUUUGUCCGCACACCAUAUGACUUUAGUCUUUAGCAAAUGAGAUUAUGACCGACAUCUCUAUCUUUACAA